Adelges cooleyi (spruce gall adelgid) is the source of this 1296-nucleotide messenger RNA. RefSeq lists its product as uncharacterized. The record is from RefSeq and is a predicted model, not a curated record. The transcript has 26 exons. Bases 163 to 1170 code for a protein of 335 amino acids. Lineage: Eukaryota; Metazoa; Arthropoda; Insecta; Hemiptera; Adelgidae.
AGAUAACCGUUUGCGUCAUUCUUUCAUGUACCGAUGCUUGUUAAGACUAAACACUAUUAAGCCAAAACCAAUUUGUUAAUUGUUCAUUUUAAUUUUGACUGUACAGCUUCAAAGUUCCUUACUGGACAGUGUUUUUUUAAUUAAAAAGUUCACUAUUACAUUAUGCAGAAAAACGCUAUUCUUUUUGUAACGUUCAUUAUUUUGGAGGCCUCGUUGGUCACAAGAGGUCUACCACAUCCAGGAUCAAAUGAGGAUAAUUUGACAGCGCCGGAAAGCUCACAAAACCCACAAGCUGUGCCAAUAACACAAGAAAUGGAUGUAUUAAAUACAGAACAAUUGCAUAUUGCGCGCCAAAGGAAUGUACAAGGUGGAGUUGUUUCGACAGAGCCGGAAAGCUCACAAAGUAAUGAUGCUACGGCAAGCUCAAAAGGUAUACAAAAGACCGAGAAAAAAAAUUAUACGAGUAUAACACCGGAGAUGCUUCAUAAGGAUUCAAAUGUUUGUGUAAAAUGUGGAAGAGCUAUAGGAAAAGAAUGCACACACCGGUCCAAGCAAGCUGUAAAUUUGUUGUGCUUUGUGACGUCUGGCUUGUGUUAUGCCUGCGACCAGGUUUUUGGUAAUGGCAUCACACGAGGUCUGCCAUAUCCAGGUUCAGAUAAUGAAGAUUCGGCGCUGCCAAGUGGCGUAAAAGUUUGUGACACUUGUGGGGAAGUUAUAGACCCACAACGUGCGUCAAGCUCACGAGACUUUUUCGAAUUAAAAGGUGAGAAAUUCGAUAAUCCGCGGCGAAUGAAAGAACUAGACCCACAAAAUUUGUUAACUUUAAAAGAAAUGUUCGAUUUAGAGGAUUCGCGGCGAUCGAGUGUACGAGACAUACGUAGUGCGUCAAGCUCACGAGACCCACAUAGUGCGUCAAGCUCACAAGACUUUUUCGAAAUGAAUGUUGAGGAACUCGAAAAUACGCGGCGAAUGAAUGAACUAAAUAUACAAGAUCCGUCAAAAACACGAAAAAUCAGUGAGUUAGUUGAAGAAGAUUUGCGUAGUGCGCGGCAAAAUAAUGCAAAAGAUUGUGCCCAAUGUGGAAAAUCUUUAAAAAAAAGUUUCAGCAAAGUUGUACGUGAAUGUAAAAGAGGUUUCUGUUCUACUCCUGGUGAUGGUUCUUGUUUGUAACAACGAGAAAGGAUCCAAAAGUGUCGUUGAAUAAUCUAGUAGUAUUUAAAUACAGUAAAAUAGUUUUUUAUUAAACUAAAGUUGUAUUUUUCACUGAUGCAUAAUAAAAUGUUCAUGUCUGGCUAA